AUGUUAUACAAUGAACACUGCAAACCACAGUCGAAGUCAAACAGGUACCAAGGUGCAGUAAGCUGUGCUGGUUGUGUGCGAGGUCGCGGAGGCAGUAUAGGCCAAGAAACGAUUUCUACAGGGAAAAUGCCGGUUGUAUAUGGUCCGCAGCCACUAAAUUGUUUGAACACUGAGACCAGGCACGGGUUUGACGAGCAGUACUCCAGUGAGCAGCUGCUGGAGUCGCUGGCGAACGGGUUUAUCUUCUACUUUGACGACAAGCGUCACCGCAGCAAUGGGAACCCGAUGUCAGAGGAGGAGAAGCAGCAAGACGCGCACAACUACUAUCAGCCGAUCCUCGACUGGAAGAUCGUGAAGGAGCGGCAAAAGACGGUGUCUGCAGCGUUGCUGCUAUGUCUGAAUUUGGGUGUUGACCCGCCCGACGUGAUCAAGACGCAUCCGUGUGCGCGGCUGGAGUCGUGGGUGGACCCGCACAACUUCCAGGACUCGAAGAAAGCAAUCGAGCAAAUCGGCAAGAACCUGCAGGCGCAGUAUGAGACGCUGUCGCUGCGGACGAGGUACAAGCAGAGUCUCGAUCCGUGUGUGGAGGAUGUGAAGCGAUUCUGCAACUCGUUGCGGCGCGCGUCCAAGGAUGAGCGGAUUCUAUUUCAUUACAAUGGGCAUGGGGUGCCACAGCCCACGCCUUCCGGCGAGAUCUGGGUAUUCAAUCGGGGAUACACGCAGUACAUACCUGUCUCCUUAUAUGACCUCCAGACGUGGCUGGGGGCACCAUGUAUCUACGUGUGGGAUUGCAACAGCGCGGGUAACAUUGUGUCGAACUUUCAGAAAUUCGUCCAGAAGCGAAUAAAGGACGACCAGGACGGGAACCACGACAUGACGGCGCCUUCUUCCACCCAGGCAUACAUAGACUGCGUUCAGCUGGCUGCUUGCAGGUCUGGGGAGCUAUUGCCGAUGAACCCAGAAUUACCCGCUGAUCUUUUUACUUGUUGCCUCACAGACCCGAUAGAAAUCUCUGUUAAAAUCUUUCUAAUGCAAUCACCCCUAAAAGACACUAAAUACUCGAUACUCUUUCAGAAUGAUGACUCUCGCUAUGGUUCGGAUAACCUUAACCGCAUGCCUAAUAUUUCGAUACCGGGGAAACUUUCUGAGAGACGAACGCCGCUGGGAGAGUUGAAUUGGAUUUUCACGGCGAUUACAGAUACCAUUGCGUGGACAUCCCUACCACGGCCUUUGUUUAAGAAAUUGUUCAGGCAUGAUCUAAUGGUCGCUGCCCUAUUUAGAAGUUUCCUAUUGGCAAAGAGGAUCAUGCCCUGGUAUAACUGUAACCCCGUUUCAGACCCUGUUUUGCCCGACAAUAUUGCGGAACAUCCAAUGUGGAAAUCAUGGGAUUUGGCUAUUGAUGAAGUUCUAACAAAGUUGGUCGAUGAUAUGCAUCAUAAUAUGGAUAAUGGAUCUGGAAAACUGGAAGUGCAAGCUUUAUUGCAGCAGAGGCAGGGUCCUGUCAGAUCUGAAACUAGCAUUAAUGGUAUGCCUGAGUCAUUAAAUUCGCGCAAUCCAAUGGGGAACCUCAGCACUAUGUCAUUGGCGAAUAUGAAUAAUAACAAAGCAUCUUCAAGCAAUCCAUCAAUACAAAGUUCUUCUUCUUCUGCACUUGCACAGGGUCAACAGCAGCAGUUUACUAAAUUCUUCGAACAACAUCUCACUGCAUUUGAACUCUGGCUAAAAUACGGCGCGAAUACAAGACAUCCUCCUGAGCAGCUACCUAUAGUCCUUCAGGUAUUGCUGUCGCAAGUACAUCGUGUGCGGACUUUAGUGCUGCUCUCUCGAUUCCUCGAUUUGGGACCUUGGGCAGUCUACUUAUCGUUAUCCAUUGGAAUAUUUCCCUAUGUCCUGAAACUACUCCAAAGUCCUGCACAGGAGCUAAAGCCAAUUCUGGUUUUUAUCUGGGCCAGAAUUAUGUCAAUUGAUUAUAAGAAUACACAGACAGAACUAGUAAAGGAAAAGGGCUACCUUUAUUUUGUUAAGAUGUUAGUUCCAGAAUGGGGAACACAACGUCCAGCGUCAAAUACAGGAAGCCCAUUAACGCUCACUGCACCUGUUAAUAUAAAUGUGCAACGUGCUUCUUCACAGGUAAACCCUGGUAAUACUACAGCGGUACUAACUAGCAACACUACUGAUGAGCAAAAGGCCAUGGCCACUUUCGUGUUGUCUUCCUUCGUUAAUGAUUUUCCCCUAGGUCAAAAGUACUGCUUCAGUCAGGAAUUGGUCCAGAAGUUGUGUUAUUAUGUUGACAAUUCAGAGGUUCCACUAUUACGCCAAUGGUGCAUUAUUUUGAUUGGUCAGCUUUACCUGAAUAAUCCUCUUCACAAAAGCAUCUGUUUACAAGAAAUGUUUCUUGCUCGGAUAAUACGAUCCUUAAAGGAUCCUAUUCCUGAAAUCCGCUGUGCAGCAUUAUUAUCCAUGAAGUACUUUUGCUCCGAUUAUGACGACGCCGAUUUGAUUUUAAAGUUGCAUCAGGAAUGUCAACAACAGAUUCCUCAGCUACAAUCACGAUUGCAGCAAUUCCAAACUACAAGCCAACAAGCGCAGCAGCAACAGCAACAGCUCCAUAUCCAGCAGCAGCAGUUCCAGGUGCAGCAGCAACUGCAACAAGUACAAUCUUCUAUGGUGCAGCUGCAGCAUGUUGAUAUUAAGCAGCUCAAGAGAGAAGAGAUAAAAAUGAUAUCUGCUGCAUUGGUGCAUGUCAAUGAUGGAUCACCAAUGGUCCGCAAAGAAUUGAUUAUCUUUAUCUCUCAGGUAGUUGAAAGGUACAUCACCUUUUUUAUUGUGAUUGCCUUCAACGAAUUAACAGAAGAAAUAAUAACAUUAGAGUUUGACAGCAACGAAGCCAACGACCUCAAGCGCAGAACAAUGGUUGGUCAUGGAUCCAUUUUCAACACUGUAUGGAAGGCUCUCUUGAUCCUUGCGGCUGAUCCUUUCACUGAGAACAGUAUUCUGGCAGGAGAUGUCAUUGAUUAUAUCCUGAUCAAGCUGAAGGAUCAUCCUGAUUUAGGAGAAAUUGUGACCGAAAUGGAGAAGUACCUGAUAAAAAGAACUGCCAAUUCUCAUCCUAGUGGGUUGGCCAUGGUGGGAAUGGCCGCUACAAAGCUGCCUACUCCAAAAAGGCCAAUUAGUCUAGGCGCCUAUGAUAAAAGCAGACCGACACCAAGCGCUAAAAAGACGCCGCCAUCCAGUCAGCGCAGUUAUUCGCUAAGUGGUCUUUUAAAGAGUUUGAGGUUGACAACAGAAGAGCAGCCUGCUGCCUCAAUAACAAAUGCUAACAAGAAACAUCAUCUUUCGUUAUUAAGCGUUCCUUAUGGAGUAGCACCUAUACCUCCAACACCUAAUUAUAAGAAGAGAACUGGGCCGCUUGUGAUGCCGCUAAAAAGCAUGUUCUUAGAAUACUGCCGGGAAUACUUCCAGGAGCCACAGAUGAAGAAAAAAGAAGCAGACGAACCCGGUAGUGUUGAGUAUACCGCUCGUUUAUGGAGAAGAAACAGAAACGAACAAAUAAUUCAGGAAACUCAAGCCCAAAAACAGCUGUCCUUAUAUGGUGAUUGGUCGAGAAAGGUUGCGAGUGUUGAUAAUAAGACUCAGCCAAAAAUUCUACGUUUGAUGCAGUUCGAAAGCUAUCUUGUUUCUUCAGAUGAUAGAGAUAACGUCGCUGUCUAUGACUGGGAAGAAAAUAAACAUUUGGCCAGGUUUUCGAAUGGAAAUCCGUUCGGGACGAAGAUAACUGAUAUGAAAUUUUUAAAUGAGGAUGACGUUCCGCUAUUAUUAACUGGCUCAUCGGAUGGUAUUGUAAAAAUUUAUAAGGAUUUCAACUGCCUGGAAAAUAUUGAACUCAUUUCAUCGUGGCGAGGGUUAACUGAUCUUUUGCUGACGCCGAAGUCUACUGGUUUGCUAACUGAAUGGCAGCAGAGUAGAGGAUCUCUGCUUGCUACAGGAGAUGUUAAAAUAAUUAGGGUUUGGGAUGCUUUGACAGAAUCUGUUGAAGUUGAUGUCCCGGCUAAGUCUUCAUCGCUCAUAACAUCAUUAACUUCGGACCAGUUAUCAGGCAAUAUAUUUGUAAGCGGCUUCUCUGAUGGUUCAAUUCGGGUUUACGAUAGACGCGUCGACCCAAGGGAUUCCAUGGUUCGCCUAUGGAAGCCAUCUGGAGGCCGACCUAUAUCAUGGAUAACCAAUGUGCAUCUACAACGUGGUGGAUACAGGGAGCUUGUGAGCGGAACUAACAACGGUGUAGUUGAAUUGUGGGAUAUCAGACAAGAUAAGCCGGUGCUAACAUUUACAGAUUCUGGACAGAAUGGGGGGAACGGUUACAACUCUAGCCCGCCUAAGCCAACGACAAUGACAUCUAUACAUGUUCAUGAACAUGCUCCAGUAAUUGCGACAGGAACUAAGCAUAUCAAUAUAUGGACUACAUCUGGUGAUUCACUGUGCACAUUUAAAAACAACGGAUCAUCACAUGUCAGCAGUGUGGCAGGUUCUUUGGCUACAGGCAUCAGUGUUUCUCGUUCUUCUACUUCAUUCAUUUCCUCAAUGGCAUUCCAUCCUCAUAGGAUGAUGUUAGCGGCUGCCAAUUCACACGAUACGAAUAUUAACAUAUAUCAAUGCCGUGACGCAAGGAACGACUAUUCCAUUUAUUAA
Molecule: messenger RNA, 4686 nt
Organism: Eremothecium gossypii ATCC 10895
Lineage: Eukaryota; Fungi; Ascomycota; Saccharomycetes; Saccharomycetales; Saccharomycetaceae
Gene: KOG1
Product: ubiquitin-binding TORC1 subunit KOG1
Exons: 1
Coding region: 1-4686 (1561 amino acids)
Biological process (GO): TOR signaling; cellular response to amino acid stimulus; positive regulation of protein serine/threonine kinase activity
Cellular component (GO): TORC1 complex; cytoplasm
Molecular function (GO): protein binding; protein-macromolecule adaptor activity
Source: RefSeq, marked provisional